Schistosoma spindalis is the source of this 386-nucleotide messenger RNA. NCBI's taxonomy places the organism in Eukaryota, Metazoa, Platyhelminthes, Trematoda, Strigeidida, Schistosomatidae. The record is from the annotation of a GenBank genome assembly.
UAUAUUUUGAUGAUACAAUGAUAAUCAUAUACAAAUCGUUUUUAAUAUCAUUAUUAAUUAUAUCAUUAAUUAUUACCCAAGAGAUUACAUGUUUUCUAGGUUUAAAAUGUGCAGAACAAGGUGAAAAAUGUACAAAAACAUUAUUCAAACGAUGUUGCGGUAAUCUUGUAUGUCAACUUCAAGGACCAUUUGAUGGAAUAUGUGUAGAUUGUUUAAGGUUGGAGUCAGCUUGUAUGGCAGAUUAUGAAUGUUGUAGUAAACGGUGUCAUUUGUUUGCCUGUAAACCACCACUUCAAUAAAUUUACAUUUAUCAUUUACGGUUUAACUUGUUUGAAAUGAUAAAAUGUAUCAUGUUUCUUUUGAAAUAAAAGAACUAUUCACUUCUA